AUGCAAUUCAAAUCUGGUUUGGCUAUCGCCACUUUGAUGGCAGCUACUACUUUAGCUGCUAACUCCACCCACUCUUCUAUUCCAUCAUCAUGUAGUUUGGGUUCCAGUGCCACGGCCACUGCUCAAUCCGAUCUAGACAAGUACGCUGGCUGUCAAACUUUAGUCGGUAACUUGACCAUCACUGGUGAUCUAGGUUCUGCUGCCUUGGCUAACGUUGAAGAAAUCGAUGGGUCUUUGAUCAUCAACAACGCCACUUUGCUAUCUACUUUCUCUGCUGACUCUGUUAAGACCAUUACCGGUGCUUUAACUCUUCAACAAUUGACUGUCUUAGCUACCGCUUCUUUCGGCUCUCUAACCAAGGUUGACUCUAUCAGUUUGAUUACUUUACCAGGUAUCGAAACCUUUUCUUCUGAGUUAGAAAGUGCUAACCAAGUCUUAAUCACAGAUACUUCUUUGGAAAGUGUUGAUGGUUUCUCCACUUUGACUAACUGUCAAGUCUUCAACAUUAACAACAACAACUACCUAACUACUUUCAAAUCCGCUUUACAAUCCGUCUCCGACUCUCUACAAUUUUCUUACAACGGUCAAGCCACCAAUGUCACAUUCGAUCAAUUAGUUUGGGCUAACAAUAUUACUUUGAGAGACGUUAAAAAGGCUUCUUUCGCUAAACUACAAGCUGUUAACGCAUCUAUCGGGUUCUUCAACAACUCUUUGACCUCCCUAGAUUUAUCUAAGUUGACUCAAGUUGGUGAAACUUUCACUGUUGUCUCUAACGAUGAAUUAACCUCUUUGAAGGCUGGUAACUUGACUAAAAUUGGUGGUGGGUUCGUCGUUGCUAACAACACUGCUCUAUCUAACAUUAACGGAUUCAGUAAGCUAGAAACCGUCGGUGGUGCCAUUAUUGUUACUGGUAACUACUCUGCCCUUGAUUUGUCCUCAUUGAAGUCUGUCAAGGGUGGUGCUGAUUUCGAAUCUUCAUCUUCUAACUUUUCAUGUACUCCAUUUAAGAAGUUGGCAUCAAAGGGUAACAUUCAAGGUACCUUCAUCUGUAAGAACGGUGCCACUUCCACUUCAAUCAAGUUAUCUUCCACUUCCGGUUCAGGCUCUUCUAAGACCUCCUCUGGUUCUUCAGCAACCUCCAGUUCUGAAUCUACUUCCUCCACUUCUUCCAAGUCUAAGGGUGCUGCUGUUGCUCAAUUAGCCCCUGUUUCUACUUUCAUGGGUGCUAUUGGUGCUGUUCUUCUAGCUAUGUUAUGA
Naumovozyma castellii is the source of this 1257-nucleotide messenger RNA. It is a transcript of the gene ECM33, whose product is annotated as Ecm33p. The transcript has a single exon. NCBI's taxonomy places the organism in Eukaryota, Fungi, Ascomycota, Saccharomycetes, Saccharomycetales, Saccharomycetaceae. The coding region runs from base 1 to 1257 and encodes 418 amino acids. The record is from RefSeq and is a predicted model, not a curated record.